Molecule: messenger RNA, 1964 nt
Organism: Pogona vitticeps (central bearded dragon)
Lineage: Eukaryota; Metazoa; Chordata; Lepidosauria; Squamata; Agamidae
Gene: ECRG4
Product: ECRG4 augurin precursor
Biological process (GO): anaphase-promoting complex-dependent catabolic process; G1 to G0 transition; regulation of cell population proliferation
Source: RefSeq, a predicted model, not a curated record
ACCUGGAGGUUUUCGGCUCAGCCUCCCCCCUGCUCACGGACGUCGGAGACGGCGACUUCCAUUUUUUCCCCGCCCCAGCCCCGACCCUCCUCCUCGUCGUCGUCUUCCUCCCCUUCGCCAUCCUCGCCUUGCGCUCGGAGGCGCCUCUCGCUCCUGCCCGAGGUGAGAGGAAAGGAGGAGGAACGCCGGGGUGGUGUCGGCGAAACGCGCCCGGAGCUUCCCGCCAAGAUGUUGCCGCCUCUCUCCGCCUGGCCCGGCCGGGGGGCGCUCUCCUUGGCCGCCUUGGUCCUUGUCCUCCUCCUUUGCUGGAGUCCCGGUGUUUCAAGGGGAAACAAACUUAAGCUGAUGCUUCAAAGACGAGAAGCCUCUGCUCCAACUAAGGCAGAGGUGUCUGUCAAAGAAGAUAAGGCGAAGGAAUUUUUAAGCAGUCUGAAACGCCAGAAGCGCCAGCUUUGGGACAGGAGUCAACCAGACGUGCAACAGUGGUACCAGCAGUUCCUCUACUUGGGCUUUGAUGAAGCUAAAUUUGAAGAUGAUGUCUCAUACUGGUCAAGCCUAGGCCGUAGUGGCCAUGAGUACUAUGGCGGGUAUUACCAUCAUCAUUACGAUGAAGAUGCACCCAUUGGCCCACGAAACCCUCACACCUUCAGGCAUGGAGCAAGUGUCAACUAUGAUGAUUAUUAAUCUUUUCUCCUCUGCAUGAAAACACCAGAAAGAUUGAUAAGCUCCUCAUCAUAUUUUAGUCUGCUUUUUCAUUUGAACGUGUUUUCUUUAAAAUCAGUAAGAAAAAUUUGAAAUGUUUUUUAUAUCCACUCAGUAGCACACAAUGUAUAUGUGUUAGAAUUAAAGCUUCUUGAUAAACUAGGUCUCCAAAGUAUUUUUUUUUUGAGGGGGACCUAAUGCAGUAUUCCUGUGCAACACAAUGGACAGCCAUUUAUCAUGAGACUUUGGUAAAAUCAUUUUACAAAAUACAGUGUAAAAGUGGCUUAAGAAUAAAUAUCAGAGAAAUAAUGUCAUAAUUGCAGAAAGUUACUGCAGAAUCACAAUGACUAGGAGCCUAUUUUCUCCUCCAAGUCAUCAGUAUCAUGUUUAGUGCAUUAAUAUGAUGUCAGGGUAUGAGCCCUAUUUGGUACAUGUGUCAUUGCCCUAUGGGAGCAACCACUGGGCAAUCUGGUCCACAUUGGCAUUCUAAUGGCAACAACAGUUGUGCUUUCUACAGCUGCAAGGGUAAGAUAUCUGCUGUCACUCUAGGGAAGGUCUCUUUGCAUGAAUUAUUAAAGGAGAGGAAAGCCACACAAAGCUUCUUGAACACCAGCCUCAACUCCGCAGUAAGAUAAACACAGGACCUAAUUAUUGGAGUUGCAAGCAUAAGUGAACUGCAAAUGCACACCGUGUAUCAGAAAAGGCAGGAAGUGGAGGUUAGGCAAGAAUCCUUGCAGCUGCAGUAGUUCCAUCCAAAUAAACCUGUUCAGUGUUAAAACAGCAAAGCUAAUAACAGAGUUACUUACUAUUGUCCAGAAUGCUUCUCACCACUUUAAAUGACACCGGGGAAAAUCCCAUAGUAUAACUUUGCAAACAGUGCAACUUUGAUCCAGCACCAGAAAUGUUUAGUUUACACCAAUGAAAAGCUUUCUAUCCACCCAUUUUAGGUUCUAAACAAAAAAAUUGCCACUGGGUUACCUGUCACCACCACUGAUCAGACAGUGAUUUUUUUUUACUUUGAAAGGCUCCCCAUCUCCAACCCAAAACUCUCAAAGGUUUCCCCAGGAAGACUCAGAAUCUACAAGGGGGGAAGGAGGGGAGGGGAACAGGGAGCUUUCAAUUAAAUGUUUCCAGUGCCUGAUCUAAGCUAUGCCAGGCACAAAGUUAUGCAACAAAAUUUGUCCACUUUUUAAAUAGGAAUUUUACAUCUGUGUAACAGGUCAAUAUGAGCACACCAUUGGAAUUUUGUUACGAAGCACUGC